UUAUCGAACACGGCUGCGGUUUCGCAAAACGUCAAAGUUUGUUUUGUUUUCCUCCUCAAUUUUACCGAAAACACUUUUAGUGAAUAAAUAUUACGAACGGGAAAAUCUGCUGAUUAUUCUGCCAUGUCGGAUGACGAAAACGAAAACAUUUUCUCGAUAAUGUGUCGACUUUGCCUGAGUGAAAAUGUGGAGUUGAUAGGCCUGUACCCCGGCGAAUUCGAUCCGAAAACGUCCAGCAGCAGAAUUUUCGAAAUCAUUGAAAGAUUCACAACAGUCAUUAUAAAUCCAUGGGACAAACUCCCGCAGAAGAUUUGUUUAAACUGCGUACAAACAAUACAGUCCAUGCUGGUAUUCCAAAAUAAAUGUAAACAAAACGCCGUGCAGUUACAUGGAAUGACCAAACUAGUGGAAUUUACUGAAGAUCUGAACGGUCCUGGAGAAUCAGAAAAUAGUAACAAUAUUUCGAAUAAUCUGGAUGAAUCGGAGACUCGGGACGAUUCGGUGAGCAUUGAUGAUUCAAUAAGCCGAGUAGAAAGCGACAACCUGUCCGAACAAGCCAACCUGUCCGAUUCACAAGUGGAAACAGAAAAAAUACUGGAAGUGAAUGUGGACGAUUUGAAGUCUGAAUCGGAUGACAGCAAUGGAACUAUCGACAAUUUGGUGGAACACGACGUAAAUAAUCAAAACUACAAAUAUCCCAAAUGGAAAGCAUCGUUGAUAGCGUGUCACAUUUGCGGGAAAUGUUAUAGCAAAAAUGAAAUGAAGUAUCAUGUCAACAAACACAACAGUCUGAAACCAUACAAAUGUGAUGUAGAAAAUUGUAAAUCAGCGUUUUCGGCGCCUCGUGAUUUAAAAAACCACAAGAAAGCGUUGCAUAGCCGUAAACCAGCAUUUAGCUGUGAUAUUUGUGGAAACGAGUUUAAAUGGAUCCAAGGGCUAAAGAUCCAUCCACGACACCACUUCGAUCCUGAUAUUCCAUGUGAAAUUUGCGGAAAAUUGUUUAAAACAAAGCCAGCGUUAAAGAAGCAUAUGUUGGUUCACAGUCAGGAUCGAAAAUAUAAAUGUGAGACGUGUCGAAAGGCCUUCCAAACGAGAUACACACUUCGCAUUCACAAGCGAAUUCACACACAGGAAAAGCCGUACUCAUGCCACUGUGGAAUGUCGUUCGCCUAUAAGUGUUUAUUAACUGCACACAAGAAGAAGUAUCAUAUUAGUGAAUGUUGUUAAUCAACCCGUGUCAAUAAAAAUCGAAUGAAAUUA
This is a messenger RNA of Bradysia coprophila, 1260 nucleotides long. RefSeq lists its product as uncharacterized. Gene Ontology annotation, molecular function: zinc ion binding. Gene Ontology annotation, cellular component: nucleus. Lineage: Eukaryota; Metazoa; Arthropoda; Insecta; Diptera; Sciaridae. The record is from RefSeq and is a predicted model, not a curated record.